GCGAGCGCGAGGCUUAGGCAAGCGACAACACAACAUGGCGGGCCAGAGUGAUAGGACGGAGUUACUAGCUGCGAUAUUACUAGCGACUUUGCUCGUGGUUAUAGGCACUACCGAUGCCACAGAAGAGUUCCAUGUGUCUUAUGAUGUGAAUGUCAAUCCGUCCGCCAGUCACCAGUUUGUGAUAGAGUAUGAACCUCUGGCCAAUCAGCGCUACCGACGCCAGGCGUCAGGGUCGGGAGGACAAGGCAACGUAUCGACUGUACCUCCAACAACGACUGUGUUGAACAAUUCCAAUGCACCGGACGCCGUCACAGUGACCUCAACAAACGCUCCAUCAACCCCUGCUCCAACUACACCAGCUCCUACCACUCCUGCCCCGACUACUCCUGUGGCGACUACACCUGCUCCAUCACCCACAACUCCCUCUCCAACUACACCAAUGACCACACAGUCCACUACAAUAGCACCCGUCAUAGAGACGACCUCAGGUGUUACUGGAAGCACAAUAACCCCAUCCCUUCGGGAGGACAACCACCAGUACUACUCUUCCUCCAUCAUCCCCGACGCCAUCAGCGCCAACUGGGAGGACCUGACCAACGCCAAGAGGCAUAAGACUCUGUCAACCAGUCAUAGGACCGCUGUGACGAUUAACCUCACCUUUAAGUUCCGUUUCUAUGGACACAAUGUGACAAACAUCACGGUUGCAACAGGAGGUUUCAUCUAUGCCAGUCCCUUCCUCCACCAAUGGCUGACCGCAACACAAUACAUAGCCCCGCUGAUGGCCAAUUUUGACACCAGGAUCGGCGAGGCAUCUGACAUCUACUAUGACGACUUCGGUGACAGAUUUGCAGUCCAGUGGAAAAAUGUUGUGCUGAAGGAUCAAAACGAGACUGGUACCUUCGACUUCCAAGUUCAGCUUCAUGCAGAUGGCACUAUAAAGUUCCUCUACAAACAGUUACCGAUAAAACUGUCUGCUAUAUCCAGUCAGAACCACCCAGUGAAGAUCGGUGUGUCCGACGCCUUUUAUAUUGACUCCUACCUCAAAGCCCAGGGUAUACGACGUAGAACGAUCUACGAGUAUCACCGAGUGUCCUUCCACCCAGACCAGGUUGAGCAGGGAACCGUCAUCAUCAUGAAGCCACUGCCAACAUGCAACAUCAUCUCGGACUGCAGGAAGUGUGUGAAUCACGACUCUGAACAAGUGAAAUUUGACUGCAAGUGGUGUGGUUCACUGGGACGUUGUUCAGACGGAAUAGACUGGCACCGUGCGGAGUGGCUCAACAGUGGAUGCUCCAAGCUGGCGCUAAAUAGUACAGCCCAGUGUGAUGCAACAACUACAAGUACAACAACUGCAUCUCCAACUACUCCUACUACUACAACAACAACUACUCCUACUACAACAUCAACUACUCCUACUACAACAUCAACUACUCCUACAACUCCAGCUCCAACCACCACCACCACCACUACUACUACUACUACCCCUCCAUCUACCUCAUCAUCAGCCCCCAUUAGUGCCAGACGUUCGGAUUGUGGUGGGAAUAACACUGAAGGACUAUGCAAGGUGCCUGACAAUUUCCCUGUUGGAGCAGUUGUGGCCAUCGUCAUCCUCCUCUUGGUGGUGUUUGUGGGCGUGGGAGUGUGGGUGUUCUACGCUUACACACAUCCUACUUCAGCAUCAGGGAUGUGGCUGAUGGAGCAUCGUCCCAGCCAGAUGAAGGAGAAGAUUGCCAACAUCAAGUUCUGGAAGUCCAGCACCCCGACUGGCACAAAAUAUCAAGUGGAGUCCGAGGCAUGAGACAGCAAGGGGAGAUAACUCAAGGAGACAAUGUUCUAUUUUGCACUAUCAUAAAGGCCACAAUUUAGUUUAGUGGGUUGCGUAAAGUAAACAAUAUCAAUGUAAGACAUAUAACAUUAACAAUAAGUCAUAUUUUCAGUAUGGGGCUCUAAAUAAUGAUGUACAUGUUAUACACAGUAUCUUGAUGCUACUCUUAGUGUAAGACAAUUUUCACUUUAGGUGAGAUCUCUAGUAUUCAGACUUGGUAACAACAAUGUGCUAAUAUCCAUGGGAAUUUAUACAGAGACCAAAUUUGGGGUUUGAGAGCAGAUUUCACAGGACUUUCCACUGUGAGAUACUGACACGUAGUAUUGGUCCGUGUUUUAUGCAGCACUGUGAUUGCACCUUACAUUCAUGUUGAGUGUUACUGUAUUGCUGUGUCUAAGUGUCACCUUACAGGAGGAGAGAGGGACGAAUCAGUGUUUUCUGGUUGAUCAGUGAACGCUCAAGCAGAUGUUUCAUACAAAGCCAGCAGAGAGCUCAUGUGACAUGAUGACCUUUCGGCCAUGUUUUGGUUUUCAUCAGUUGCUGUUUACUAAAUUUAGGGACAAGUUAGUGCUCCGGGGGCUUGUCAACAGUGCAGACAACAUGGAGCUGUAAGUGUUACUUGGGCUCGUAAACAUCGCUAAAAUACAUGUAAAAACAUGGAUCGGUAGACUGGUUAACUGGUGGGCAUUCUCAUAAUGCCUACAGACAUAGGUGAGACAAUUUGCACUUUGCUUGUACAUUAAACAAAUAAUGCCAGAAAUUAGGAUACGGUAUUUUCCGAAACGGGAAUAUUUUUUACUUCUGCACUUAGUCUCCUCAAACAAAUAUGGCCGACAUGUGUCCACAGGUAUAGUGCAUGUGUACCUCAUUAUUAUAUUAUACUCUGUUCUUUGUGAAUAAGCCUUUACACAGGACACAGGAGAAACUCUCUGCUGGUGAUGUAUGUACUAGGAUUUGUAUUAUAGCCUCAACAGGUGGGUGCAGAUUAUUGUAUAUAUGAAUGUGUGUUAUUCCAAGAUGAGGUAAAAAUCUGUGAUAUUAUCAACAAUGAAGGAGCUGGCGUAACAUUGAGAUUGUCUAACUAUGUUGACAUUUUGUUCAAGACAUGAAUCGCUUUCACUAGACUGUAUAUACAACAAUGAUUUAGCAUUCAGUAAAUAUGAUACUUCUCUUAGUAAUCUGAAUACAUUUUGGCUUUCCAAAUUUUCAUGUUAAUCAUAUGUUUCACAACUAGUUGUAGGGAUAGGCUCCUGAAUGAAUUCUUUUCUUAAUUUUUGCAUCAGGUACAAGAUUUAUGGCUUUAGAACAUAUCAACUUAUUCAGACAAUGUUUGUAAGCUGCAGAUUGUUUUUUAGUUCAUUUUUAAGAAUUGAAGAUGUGACAAGAUGUUUUUAGUUUUUGAACUCUUGUUCCUGUGGAGCUUUUCCUUUAUCACAGGCACCAGACAUAUUCUACUCAAUAGAAGUUACAGAAUGCCUGAUUCUUUCAUAGUAGUAUACAUACUCAGUCAUCGGAGGGCAGAUACAGUAUAGUACUAUGAAAGAAUCGGAUACACCUAAACUUGUUUUGCGUAGUAUAUGUCUGCUUGUAGAACAAUACCUGUGUGUGAAAUGUCCAUGCCAUAAUGACACAAUAUUUUUAUAUUUAGUCAGCCUGAUGAUCUUGCUUCACCUUCAAUUUUAAACUGUGACUUACUAUGAACAUAUCAAUUUUUACGUAUUUACGCAUGUUUUUUUUAGACGUUAUAAGGUUGUUGAUCAUACCUUGUUUGCGUUUCACUUGCAAGGAACGGUGUAUCCAUGGCAGAUCUGACCAUUUUUUAUUUGCAUACAUGACACGACAUAUACAAAUCCUUUUGCACUUUUUACAAACAGAACAGCAAUAACAACCUUAAAAAAGCAAUUACGACAAAAUUAUGUUUCUUUGACUCUCCACGCACUUUCAGUAAAAACAUUAUAUUGUACUGUGUUUCGUGUUUCGAGCAACAUGCAAUGUGCAGUAGUACAGGUGAUUGUUCCACACCCAGUAGACUCAUGGUGCCUGGGAUACAAUGUGUGAACACCCACUCACUCACUCACUCACUGGCUGAUGAGUACCUGUCUACAGGAGGCCAAUGUGAACACAUUAUGGAUGCGUACAGCAUUGUUGGUGUCUAAAAGACAAGUACUUGUUAUCAAUAAUGUAUAUGGCAAUUGCUUCAGGAAUGAGGCAUACAUAUAUACGACCUCUUUACUGCACUUCCUACCACAAGAGAUUUCACUUCUCCAUGGGAAAUGCUUCUGUGAGAUUUGGUGUUGAACUAAUGAGGAAGACGAGAGUUUGUUUACAUUUCGGUUUUAUUGACACUUUUGAUGAGUUUUUGUGUUUUUGCAAUUCUACCACAUUCCUAUUUUGCUUUAUGUCCUUAACAAAAUGGGUGUUUUUGUACACCCAACAAGGGUGUUGUCUUAUAUGGAAAAGGGUGUUGGGUGUCGUGAUACACUUCACAAGGUACAUCUUUGUACAUUUUGUGAGGGUAUUACCUGACAAAGGUGUCGUGAUACUCCUAAUUGGGUGUCUUUGUACAUUUAAGGGAAAUGAUGUAUUAAACCUAACAGAAGGCUUGUCACAAUACACUUACAGAAAGGGUGUCAUAAUACACUCAGUAGGGCUGUUAUGUUUGUCACAUGUAUGAAUCUCAUCUCAGUUAAUGCUGUAUUUGUUUCCACCGUGUAGCUACCAACUCACUCACUCACUCUAUCAGAUUUGUCAUGAGCGCCUCUGUCAUUGGCUGUCUGUACAAAAUCAAACUCAAGUUUUCAAAAUCUGCUGUGAUUGGUUCUAAUUACUGGGGAUACUAGUAGCUAAACUGAACAGGUAUUAGACUC
Messenger RNA from Haliotis rubra (blacklip abalone), 4692 nucleotides. Its product is annotated as plexin domain-containing protein 2-like. The transcript is spliced from 15 exons. Lineage: Eukaryota; Metazoa; Mollusca; Gastropoda; Lepetellida; Haliotidae. The record is from RefSeq and is a predicted model, not a curated record. Bases 35 to 1798 code for a protein of 587 amino acids.